AUGGCUAAAGGUGGACACAUCUGCCUCAUCGUGGCUGUAUUAUUUGUAACUAUGGAAAACUUACCUAAAGUGCUAGGCAGUACUAAUCAAAUAGUAAAGUAUGCGUAUAGCAAUAAUGGAUUGGGCACAUAUAGUUUUGAAUUCAAAACUUCAGAUGGCACAUACAGAAAAGAAGAGGGUGGCUUUUUAAGAACUAAAGGAAAUAAUGGUCUCAUCGUUCGUGGAGAAUACGGUUAUUUGGAUCCUUCAGGGCGAAAUCACAUUGUCAGAUAUAUAGCAGAUACCAACGGAUUUCAACCAGAAAUUGAUGAGCAAAAUAUUAGAUUUAAUGACAGACGAAUAAUUUAA
Molecule: messenger RNA, 348 nt
Organism: Parnassius apollo (apollo)
Lineage: Eukaryota; Metazoa; Arthropoda; Insecta; Lepidoptera; Papilionidae
Source: the annotation of a GenBank genome assembly